This is a messenger RNA of Dictyostelium discoideum AX4, 570 nucleotides long. It is a transcript of the gene mybT, whose product is annotated as myb domain-containing protein. The transcript has 6 exons. The coding region runs from base 1 to 570 and encodes 189 amino acids. Lineage: Eukaryota; Evosea; Eumycetozoa; Dictyosteliales; Dictyosteliaceae. The record is from RefSeq and is a predicted model, not a curated record.
AUGUUUGAAAUUAAUGGUAAUUUAAAGGUUGAUAUAAAUAAAUUCAAAAAAAUUUAUACAACUGUCUUUGAUAAAAACAUUUCACCUCAAAUUAAUGAAAUUUUAGAUCUAUUUGAAUUUGAUACUACAAAAUCAUCAUAUGAAGAUGUGAUUGAAGAAUACAGUAAAUUUGAAAAUGAUUCUCUUGGAUCAUUUGAAUAUCUUGAUUACAGUGAUUUACGUUUAUUAUCUAAAAGAAAGUGGAAUAAUAAAGAAGCUUUAAUCAUAGGUAAUGGUAAAAGUAAUUAUAAAACAACUGUACAAAUAAAAGGUGAUUUGUUAGAUAAAGUACUCAAGAAACCAUCACCAGUCAUUUCAAGAAAUUGGAGUCCAGAUGAACAAAAAGCAUUAAUGGUUGAAGUUUCUACACUUGGUAAUAAAUCUGAAAUCAACUGGUUUUUCAUUUCUCAACAACUCUUUUUAAAAGGUAUUAGUAGAAAUGCAAGAGAAUGUCAAAGAAAACAUGAAUCAAUCCAAUAUGUUGGUCUUUCAGGUAAUCCAAAAGCUAAAUUUAAAGGAACUUUUGAUUAG